AUGGCGCCGCGGUCAAGAGGCGCCGAGCGACUCGUCGCUGCCUUCUCACCACGAACCACCCGACCUUCGAUAUGCCGCUCCUGCAGACAGACCCUCUCCCAGCGGACGUACGCCUCGGCCGCCGCAGCGCAUGCCACUCCUGAGACAGCGCCUGUCUCUCAACUGACCCCUGAUGAGCCGGCUCCCGGUCCCGUAUCACAGCCGAAGUUCACUGUCAAAGCCGGCGUACUGCUGGCACGCACCCCUUUGAUUACACCCGAUCCUCAUCCUUUCGAAAAAGCACACCAAUUAUACCAAAGGCGACUGAAUGAGAGGCUAGUCCUUCCCUUUACCCAGUACUUCUACUACAAGCGCGAUACACCCGCAUUCGAGCACUGGCGAACGAACAAGACAGCUAGGGGUGGAGUCGCUACCCGCGAUAUUGGCAAGUACAAUGCCUGGACAAAGGACAGCUGGAACGACGAGGUUCUGGUCGGAGAUGAGACUGCGAACCCUGACAAGCUUGUGGAACAGCUAGUCGGCGAGGAAGGUCGGGGUACCGAGUUUGCGGGCGACUCUGGCCUCACCAACACAGCGGGUCUCAGGAGGACGACUGAGGCUGACCGGUUGAACGACCAGCGGAGUCUUGAGCGUAGCCUGCAGCGAACGCUUUAUUUGCUCGUUCGGGAGAGAACAAAGGAGGGGAAGCCAUCGAACUGGAUCUUUCCCAGUGGCACGAUCGCAGAGAGGGAAGGUGUGGCCGAGGCUGCGCAACGUGUCCUUGAUGAAACUUGUGGUGUCAACAUGAACACCUGGCAGGUGGCCCGCCACCCUGUCGGGCACUACGCAUUCGAACAUGCCAGUAUCGAGGCGCCGAAAGAUGGUGAGCAGAAGGACGACAAGCAGGUUCAAUCCGUUCACGACACGGCGGAAGACGUGGGCGAGAAGACUUUUUUCAUCAAGACUCGCAUAUUCGCGGGUCAGGCGGACGUGGCUCAGGAGAAUGCGGCAUGGGAGGACUUCGCGUGGCUGUCAAAGGAAGAGAUUCAACAAAAGGUACACCCAAGGUACUGGGGACGUAUCAAGAACAUGCUGGCCGAUCAGUGA
Molecule: messenger RNA, 1086 nt
Organism: Cyphellophora europaea CBS 101466
Lineage: Eukaryota; Fungi; Ascomycota; Eurotiomycetes; Chaetothyriales; Cyphellophoraceae
Exons: 3
Coding region: 1-1086 (361 amino acids)
Cellular component (GO): mitochondrial large ribosomal subunit
Molecular function (GO): structural constituent of ribosome
Source: RefSeq, a predicted model, not a curated record